This is a messenger RNA of Medicago truncatula (barrel medic), 1105 nucleotides long. RefSeq names its product transcription factor bHLH92. The transcript has 3 exons. Gene Ontology annotation, molecular function: protein dimerization activity. The record is from RefSeq and is a predicted model, not a curated record. NCBI's taxonomy places the organism in Eukaryota, Viridiplantae, Streptophyta, Magnoliopsida, Fabales, Fabaceae. The coding region runs from base 45 to 818 and encodes 257 amino acids.
ACUUGUCUCUUACUCUUCAACUAAAUUAAUAAUCAUAUCACACGAUGGAACAGUUUUUUCCUGAAAAUCUUCUAGGUGAUGUAUUUUGGGAUGAACCUCUUUUACCUACAAACCAAAGUAGUUUUGUUCUAACACAACCUUGUCCUACACCAAAUCUAAGUGCUUUUGUUCAAUAUAGAGACCAACCCAAUAUUAGUUUUGGGGAACAAAGUUUUCUAAAAGGGUCCAAUUCAAAUAACAUGAACAAGAGGAUGAUUGCAUUUUUGAGAAAAAGUUUGCCUUUAGAGAGAAAUAAAGUAGCAGAAUGUGAAAGAGAACGUGGUUUCAAGCACAUGAUUAGUGAAAGAAUGAGGAGACAAAGACAAAGACAAUGUUGCUUCAAUUUACAUGCAGUGUUGCCUCAUGGAACCAAAACAGAUAAUAAUUCUGUAGUUCAAACAGCAGCUAAGGAAAUUCAAAGGCUACAAGGAUGCAAAGAGGAAUUGGAAAGGAAAAACUUUGUUCUUGAAGAAAAUGUUGAAGUAAUUGACAGAAGAAAACAAAUUCAAUAUUUGAGAGUGCCAUGUCCUACAUCUGGAAUUGAUUCUAUAGUUGAGACACUGAAAUUGUUGAAAAACCAUGGUGUUGAUACAAGAAGCAUCAAGUCAAAUUUUUCUCAGCAGGAGUUGUUUUUAGUCUUAGAGAUAGAAUCUGAGAUUGCAGGAACUGAUGUGGAAAAGGCUAUUAAGAGAUUACUUGAUGAACUUGAGUGGAAGCUUCAUUCUCAUGUCCCGGAAGGUUCAAAUAAGCAAAUAAUAGAAUAUGAAGAGUUUGGAUAAAUUUUUGUUUAUUUAUAAAUAGAAAAAUAUGGCUUUUCGAUUGACUUUUCUAUGUUAUGCUACUGUUGUAUGUACAUAAGUCGUUUGAAUUAUUAUUGUAUUAGCCUACUAUAGCUUGUGUAAAAAAAAAAAAGAAACUACCCUGCUAGGACUAGGAGAUUUUGGAUCAAAUAAAUUAAUUAUUCAUUGGAUGAAUAAGUACUAAAUUAGUCUCUAAUGUAAAUUUUAUUUUGGCUUUUAAUCUUAUUUUGGGAAAAUACUUAAUAGACACAAGUUUUUGGACAUAA